AUGUCAAAACUUUCGGCACUGAAAGAUCGAAUCGUCGGUCUGCCCUCCAAGAUUGCGGGUGCCGAAAAGCAGAGCGGACAAUACUUACUUCUACUACUUUCAAGUGAUCCAGAACCGCUCGAUUAUGUUCUUCUUGUGGUUGGAUUCAUCACCUCGAUCGCUUCUCGGGUUCCAUUCCCCCUACUGGGUAUCUUAUUCGGCCAACUGGUAGACGACCUCAAUUCAACAUCUUGUAGCACUUCAUCGACUGGUUCAGCGUCACUUACAGAUGGCGUUAUGACCAAAGUACGCCUGCGCAUGAGAUAUCUGGAUGUCCUUCUACAUCAAGAAGUCGCGUUUUUCGAUACAUUGCCAUCCGGUGAAGUAGCUUCCCGCCUCGAUGUCGAUCUUCAAACCAUUCAAACAGGAAGUUCUGAAAAGGUCAGAAUCUUCAUUGCCAGUAUCUCCUACUUCGUCGCGUCAUAUGUCGUUUCCUUCAUCAAGAGUGCGAAGCCGGCAGGUAUGCUCAUCUCUUUGGUACCAGCCUAUCUUUUUUUGGCAAUGGUGGGAGGACACUUCACUCAAAAGUGUGCAAGCCGAAUGUCAGAUCAUGUAGCGGCAGCGACGGCUAUCGCUUUAGCAGGACUGUCAAAUAUGUCUUUGGUUCAAGCUAUGGGUGCCAGUUCCCGCUUGGAAGCUGUUAUGAGUAAUUUCGUGUACGCACUAGCAUAUCAGCGGGUAGGUCGAAAUGUUGUAGAAGGACGUUACAAUCAACAACAAUUCUUCACGGUCCUACCUGCUCUUCUCUUUAGUGCUCUAUGUGGACAAAUGUUCUCCCUUGCUCCUGAUAUUUCUAAAGCCAGCGUAUCCGCUGCACGAGUUCUUGAUUUGAUAGAUAUUGGUCCUGAGAAUCUCCUCGAAUCCAAGAACAGCUGA
Molecule: messenger RNA, 915 nt
Organism: Botrytis porri
Lineage: Eukaryota; Fungi; Ascomycota; Leotiomycetes; Helotiales; Sclerotiniaceae
Exons: 3
Coding region: 1-915 (304 amino acids)
Biological process (GO): transmembrane transport
Cellular component (GO): membrane
Molecular function (GO): ATP binding; ABC-type oligopeptide transporter activity
Source: RefSeq, a predicted model, not a curated record